This is a messenger RNA of Cornus florida, 950 nucleotides long. RefSeq lists its product as uncharacterized. The coding region runs from base 174 to 536 and encodes 120 amino acids. The record is from RefSeq and is a predicted model, not a curated record. The transcript has a single exon. NCBI's taxonomy places the organism in Eukaryota, Viridiplantae, Streptophyta, Magnoliopsida, Cornales, Cornaceae.
AAGACUUCCCACUCACACCUGCCUCCCUAUUUUCUCUCUCCCCACCUCUUCCCCCUCACCUUUCCUCAUGUGUACUCUUUAUCUAUAUAUAUAGAUUAUAGAUACACAACAUAAUUCCUCAAAAUUAUCAAACCCCAUCUCUCUGUUUCUCUCUCUGGAAGUAGUAUAUAUAUAUGGCUUCUUAUAAUCCCAAAACUGAGAGUAACUGUGUCUCCAAGAAAGUAUUAAUGGCGGCUAUAGGUGAUGAAGCUUGGUGGUACUGUGCUAUUGUGCUAAUAGCCCUCAUCUUGUUGGGCUCUUCUUCUUCUGCUUUCAGAGAUGAGGAAAAUGAAAGCAGUAUUGUGAGAGGAAACCAGCUCAAUUACCGGCCCUGCGACGAGAUAUAUGUCGUCGGAGAAGGCGAAACCCUCCAUACAAUCAGUGACAAGUGUGGUGACCCCUUUAUUGUGGAGCAGAACCCUCAUAUUCAAGACCCCGAUGAUGUUUUCCCUGGACUUGUCAUCAAGAUCACUCCUUCCUGGCCUAGGAAGUUGUAAAUUCAAGGUAGUUAAAAUAUGUUUUUUUUUUUUUUUUUUUUUUCAGAAUCCUGGAUUUUACUGUUUGUUUAAGGAGAUGCUUGACCAUUUGUGUUGCAUUGUGUGGGCUAAACACAUAUGUGACUCCAUCGUUCUUAAGUAGUUAGUUGGUAGAGUGGUCAACUCUCUUCCGAACGUGUGACAGUGUGACAUGUUCGUCCAAAAAAAAUAUAUAUAAACAUUCUUGUACUAAGCUAAAGUUUUUUUUUUUUUUUUUUUUGGUACCACACUAAAAGGUUAUGUGUGUGGUGUUCAUACUUUUUCCUUUUUCUUGUACGUGUAAGAGGAGAUCGAGCAAAUGAACAUGAUGGUGCUUGUAAUAAUUAAUUUCAUGAAUGAAAUUCCAUAGGAAGUUGGAAGUUUUUUUUAAUUAUU